AUGAGCUCACAAACGGGUACCGGCGCGCCGGCGCAGGCUCAGCCUCAUGCUCGAACCAAGAAGAACUCGAUCGGCAGCUGGUUUUCGAAGAAGUUUGGACGAAGGGCCAGCGACGCUGCAAACGGCUCAAAUGAUGUUGCGCUCAACGGUCAGUCACGCGCAGGUGGUACGGUUCCUGCAAGGAAGAACCCGCCGAAGGAAGAUGGUCAGAGCAGGACAGCGACGCUGCCUACUAUCAGCGGCGGAGCGCAGCGCGCGACUGCGGCAGGUCAGCAACCGCAGUUUGCUUCGGCCUUCGCCUCCGACUCAGCACAAGGUCUCGCGAAUACUCUGGGAGUACCUGGCAGAGAAGGUCCAGCUCACGGUCGUUUGACACCUCCACCUCAGCUCGACGGUAUACCCACCCAGGAACCACUCGGCGCCAUCGAUCUGCCCCGCUCACCUCGUCCAGACCCCGACGUGGCUCUGACGGAGCCGGCGUCCGGUACCCUCUCACCCAGCACUAUCACCAAUCAGAAGGCGCUCGAUCCUCCCAUUGCAGGCCCUAUCGAGCAGGCUGCACAGCCGAGCGUGAGCCAGGACCAGAACACUGGUCAGAUCUCCGGAGCAGCCCCUGCCAUUCCCUCUGCAAUCAUCUCUGGCCGAGCAGCGACGAACACCAGGAUCGAACCCGAUACGGACAACGACAGCAGCAUUGCGGCUCGCGACUCGAUCGGAAAUCGCACCAUUGACACUUCCAAGAGCCGCGCUAGCACCAAGCCCACCACUCUCAUGAGUCUCGACACUCGAGAGCCUGCAGUUCUACCGACCACUCACAUCGCCCAGCCACGUCAGAACAGCGGUGACGAUUCUUUCGGCGCUUCUCAGCGUCACAGCACCGGUCCUCGUGACGGCUCUGCAAUUCAGUUCGUACCGGACAGCGGCUACAGCAGCACCACUGGACAGAUCAGCAACGCUUCUGGCACUACGGCCGAAGGCGCGACUGCCUUCAUCAGUGUUCCCACUCACUCGAGGCCGCAUCCCAACAACAACCCACACCCAUCCGCGAUCCCCGCAGACAAUGCAAGCAUCUUAACGCUCGCCUCGUCUUCUGCCGGAAUAAGCCUUGGCGGAGCCAGCCGAAGUUACCAUCACGCGCCCAGUAUGGGUGGAGCUAGGAGCAUCGGUGGCAGUCUGAUGGGCGAUCGCCGCAACAGCAGCGACACAUCUGCUUCGCUCAAGGCGCUUCCUCCGCUCAGCCGACGUGGAAGCGAUUCUUCGUCUCGCACCCGUGAUUCGAUCCCUGCAAGUUCGACGGGUCAGAACUCGCACCAGGCCAUGUACGCCUCAGGUGCAUUUGCCGGACCUGGAGCUCCAUCCGAUCGCGUGAGCCUGCACCGGACACCGUCGCAAAAGACUGUCGCCACGCAGCUCUCGGUGCCACUCUCAGCCUCAGCGUCCAACCCAGCACUUCAAGCUUACGCCAAGAGUGAACAUACCGCCAACGGAAGUCAGCUGCAUCUUCCUGGUUCUCAGGCUUCUCAUGUUACAACCGAGCCCGAAGCUGGCGGGGUUUUGGCAGCCUCCGAAACAGGCCACUCCUUGCAGAGCUCGGAAAGGGCGCUCGAGCCGUCGGCAAGCGCGGACCUGGUGAAUUCGGAAUUGACCGCGCAAGCAGCGGAUGCUUCAGACGAGCUGCUCAAGACUCAGGCGGGCCAUCUUGCGGCUACUGAGCACGACGAGGCGCUGCGUGCAGCCGCUGGGCAGCACGCCGGCGAGGGUGGAGGGAUUCUGGACGUAGUUGGCCCGGUCAAGAAGGAGGAGCCUUUUGAUGUGCCCGGUGGUCCGCCUGUUGCGUAG
Molecule: messenger RNA, 1839 nt
Organism: Pseudozyma hubeiensis SY62
Lineage: Eukaryota; Fungi; Basidiomycota; Ustilaginomycetes; Ustilaginales; Ustilaginaceae
Exons: 1
Coding region: 1-1839 (612 amino acids)
Source: RefSeq, a predicted model, not a curated record